GGGAUGCCCACAUUGACUGAGGCUACACAGUAAUGGAGAUGAUCACCUAACCAUGGGCUGUUGGGUUUAGUUAUGGGGCAAACACAGCACUCAGAGUGCAGUGAGGGGAUUGAUGUCAAAGCUCUUCAGGAUAUGUAUAAAAAAUUUGUCACAGAGUGUCCAAGCGGAGUUCUGUUUCUGCAUGAAUUUAAGCGAUUCUUUGGGGUGGACGCAACUGGAGAAGCAUCGGAUUAUGCAGAGAACAUGUUUCGAGCUUUUGACAAAAAUGGGGACAACACAAUUGAUUUCCUUGAGUUUGUGGCGGCACUUAAUCUUGUUUUCCGAGGGGACUUGGAGCAUAAGCUGCGAUGGUCAUUCAAGGUGUACGACAAAGAUGGUAAUGGCUACGUGGAUAGAAGCGAGCUUCGGUCAAUAAUUGAUAGUAUCCACAGAAUUAAGAAAGGAUCAAAAACAGAGAUGACUAAUUCAAAUCCCACAGUGGAUGAAGUUGUGGAUCGGAUAUUAGAUGCCGUUGAUGUGGAUAGAGAUGGUGCAGUCAGCAUAGAAGAGUUCAUCAAAGGAGCCCAGGAGGACCCGUGGGUCCUCAGCAUGUUAAGGUUGGACAUGAACCCCACUGGAUGGUUUCUGGAGCAGAGGAGGAAGAGUGCACACUUUUGAGUGUCCAAUCACAUUGGCCUUUCCUGUGAUGACAAAAAAAAAAAAAAAAAAAAAAACGAUUGCUUGAACCCAAAUGUCUUUUCAUAUUUCUGUAACACCUCUUAUCCUCCAUACUUUCCAAGAUUGCGCAAGUGUGAGAUUUGUUUCUGUGUAGCCUUUGUUGGACUUUUGCUGCUGUAAAAAAAUGUGUUUCCGCAUUAAUUAUAAUCAUUAAUCAAGACUUUAAUCACUGUUUAUUACACAAUAUUCUGCUUUACCAGUUACAAGCUAAUGGUUCUGUGUGUAAAUGCCAUCAUAGAUCAGAAUUUCUACUAUAACUCAAUGGUGCAUGUAUCCAUCACUCGCUAAUGCAACUUAACAGCCUUCUUGUUAUAAAGUGUCAAUCUGUAAUGAACAAUGAUGUUUUUAUGGUUGUUGUGGUUUUAUACUAACAUUUUUUUUCCUUUUCUUUAUUAAGACCCAGCGGUUUAACAAGGAUUCUUUGGCCAUUAUUAUGCUGACUCAGUUAAAAUCUACUUAAUGACUA
Molecule: messenger RNA, 1183 nt
Organism: Nothobranchius furzeri (turquoise killifish)
Lineage: Eukaryota; Metazoa; Chordata; Actinopteri; Cyprinodontiformes; Nothobranchiidae
Product: guanylyl cyclase-activating protein 2
Biological process (GO): visual perception
Cellular component (GO): cone photoreceptor outer segment; photoreceptor inner segment
Molecular function (GO): calcium sensitive guanylate cyclase activator activity; calcium ion binding
Source: RefSeq, a predicted model, not a curated record